Phytophthora nicotianae INRA-310 is the source of this 444-nucleotide messenger RNA. RefSeq lists its product as hypothetical. The transcript has 2 exons. NCBI's taxonomy places the organism in Eukaryota, Oomycota, Peronosporomycetes, Peronosporales, Peronosporaceae. The record is from RefSeq and is a predicted model, not a curated record. Bases 1 to 444 code for a protein of 147 amino acids.
AUGUUCGGCAGCAUGCCAGCACCUGACGUGGAAUUGUUCUUGGACGCAUCGAAUGAAGGAUUAGCUAGACUUAUUCCCGUCAUGGACCAAUUCAUUCAGCUCAAAUUCGACAAUGAUGAACUCGCUUCGAUAAAUCAAGCAGAUUCGGAGUUUUCGAUCAAUGUACGAGAACAUUUGUGUAUGGCUUUGGCCAUUUGGGUGUGGGGGCCGAUGAGGGAUAACAAAGUCAGUGGUAGCUUGAUCCGCAUCAAGUACUGGAGUGACAACAAAGCUGUGGUGUCGUGGUGCAACCACUUACAUUCCAACAAUGCCUUUAGUCAGGAGAUCAAUCGUACCGAAGGAAUGCAGGAAACUCUACAUCAAGUUUUCGAGCAGCUUCAAACCCAGUCGCUGGCCGCGAUUUCAAAGUCAAAAUACAACAGCACCUGGAGCCAGUGGUCCUAG